Mesitornis unicolor (brown roatelo) is the source of this 648-nucleotide messenger RNA. RefSeq names its product mothers against decapentaplegic homolog 7. Gene Ontology annotation, biological process: transforming growth factor beta receptor signaling pathway; SMAD protein signal transduction; BMP signaling pathway. The annotation marks the transcript as partial. The transcript has a single exon. Gene Ontology annotation, cellular component: heteromeric SMAD protein complex. The record is from RefSeq and is a predicted model, not a curated record. Lineage: Eukaryota; Metazoa; Chordata; Aves; Mesitornithiformes; Mesitornithidae. Gene Ontology annotation, molecular function: I-SMAD binding; transcription regulator inhibitor activity.
AUUCCCAAAUUCUUCAGGAGCUGGGGGAUCGUGCACACUGGUGUGUGGUGGCAUACUGGGAAGAGAAGAUGCGCGUGGGGCGGCUGUACUCUGUCCAAGAGUCUUCCCUGGAUAUCUUCUAUGAUCUACCUCAGGGGAAUGGCUUCUGCCUCGGGCAGCUCAACUCGGACAACAAGAGCAAACUGGUGCAGAAGGUGCGCAGCAAGAUCGGCUAUGGCAUCCAGCUCACCAAGGAAGUGGAUGGUGUGUGGGUGUACAACCGCAGCAGUUACCCCAUCUUCAUCAAGUCGGCCACACUGGACAACCCCGACUCCAGGACAUUGCUGGUUCACAAAGUCUUUCCAGGUUUUUCCAUCAAGGCUUUUGACUAUGAGAAGGCCUACAGCUUGCAGAGACCCAACGACCAUGAGUUCACGCAGCAGCCGUGGAUGGGAUUUACUGUUCAAAUCAGCUUCGUGAAGGGCUGGGGCCAGUGCUACACCAGACAGUUCAUCAGCAGCUGCCCCUGCUGGUUGGAGGUUAUUUUUAAUAACCGAUGACUCGAGACAGAGCGGCCUCACAACAUUUAUACUACUUUGCUGCUAUUAUUUUUUUCUGAGUGCUUGCUUUUCACACAAACUUUUUGGUUUUUUGUUUUUGUGUUUUUGU